UAGAUCAACAACCCACAAAUCACGAGAUUUUCUCCUGCGAAUUUUCGUUUGAAAUUUUUGUUGCCAAAACAGAGAGAAAUGAGUUUCCCAGCUGUAGCUUGCGUUGCGCCAAGAUAUUCGAUGCCUCUCAUCAGCUUAAAUUCGAGCUCCUCCGAUGUGUGUCGCAUUUCACUAUCGGUUUUUCCGGCGAAUAUAUCCUCCCGGAGCUUGAAACCUCCGGUAUGCCUUGCUGCUGUUUCGUCUGGUGCCGUACCCGACCCUGAAUCCGAUGAAAAACCCAAAAACCAAAAGAAGGAAGCCACGCGAAGUGGCGAAGCCGAGUUUCCAACGAAGAUCCGGCGGAAAUCGAAGCGCGGGCGGAGGAGCGAAGCCGAAGCUGUGGAGGAUUUCGUGAGAAGCUCCCUCGAGCGCACUUUCUCCACCAUACGGGAGCAGAAUCCGGAGGUUUUCGAGAACAAGGAGAAGGCGAAUUUCAUCAAGGACAGAGCCGGGGAAAACGACGACGAAGACGAAAUUGAAGAAGAAGAAGAGAUGGUGGUGGAAGAGGAAGACCCAGAUUGGCCAGUAGAUACAGAUGUUGGGUGGGGAAUCAAAGCUUCCGAGUACUUCGACACACAUCCGAUCAAAAACGUGGUCGGAGAAGACGGUGCUGAGAUCGACUGGGAAGGAGAGAUUGAUGACAAUUGGGUCAAAGAGAUCAAUUGUUUGGAGUGGGAAAGCUUUGCCUUUCAUCCUAGCCCCCUCGUCGUCCUCGUCUUCGAGCGAUACAAAAGGGCUAGUGAUAACUGGAAGACAUUGAAGGAGCUUGAGAAAGCAAUCAAAGUUUAUUGGGAUGCGAAAGAUCGAUUACCUCCACGGGCGGUUAAGAUUGAUCUGAACAUCGAGACAGAUUUGGCAUAUGCUCUUAAAGCUAAGGAAUGCCCACAGAUUCUCUUUCUACGGGGAAACCGGAUUUUAUACAGGGAGAAAGAUUAUCGCACGGCGGAUGAAUUGGUUCAAAUGAUUGCGCAUUUCUACUAUAAAGCAAAGAGACCUUCGUGGAUCGACAAGGCUAAUGUAACCCCGUAUUGUUAGUUUGCAAUGGGAACGAGUAGUUAACUCAAAGGUCAGUGUGUAGGAAAGGAUGUUGAGAUGUAACAUUUGUUAUGCUCAGAAGAAGAAGAAGUAAAAAAAAAAGAGGUCAAAUAGGAGUUAUGUUUGUUGUUUUGAAAUCGAGAGGGAAGAGGGCUUAUGGAAAUAGCUGGUGAUGAAGUAUGGAUUUUGGAAUAGAAGUAACAUGUUUUGUUGAAUUGUAUUACCAAUUUGGUAUCUCUGUUUAUAGAGUGCUUAAAUCAUCAAAAGCCGUGGACAUAUUUUUUUUUAUAUAUUCAAGAUGAUAAUUCUCAUGAA
Messenger RNA from Eutrema salsugineum, 1389 nucleotides. Its product is annotated as thioredoxin-like fold domain-containing protein MRL7, chloroplastic. The record is from RefSeq and is a predicted model, not a curated record. The transcript has 4 exons. Lineage: Eukaryota; Viridiplantae; Streptophyta; Magnoliopsida; Brassicales; Brassicaceae. Gene Ontology annotation, cellular component: chloroplast stroma. Gene Ontology annotation, biological process: chloroplast organization; regulation of DNA-templated transcription. Bases 79 to 1074 code for a protein of 331 amino acids.